Messenger RNA from Sinocyclocheilus rhinocerous, 1290 nucleotides. Its product is annotated as GATA zinc finger domain-containing protein 1-like. The transcript has 6 exons. The record is from RefSeq and is a predicted model, not a curated record. Bases 118 to 846 code for a protein of 242 amino acids. NCBI's taxonomy places the organism in Eukaryota, Metazoa, Chordata, Actinopteri, Cypriniformes, Cyprinidae. Gene Ontology annotation, molecular function: zinc ion binding; sequence-specific DNA binding. Gene Ontology annotation, biological process: regulation of DNA-templated transcription; chromatin organization. Gene Ontology annotation, cellular component: nucleus.
AACAUACGGGACUUAUCAUUCAUUGUUUUCAAAAUGAAGAAUGUCUGUUUAGAUCGACAUUUAUUGUAGUUUUGGCUUGCACUCUUACAGGAAAAACGACUGUGUGGUUUAGCAAACAUGCCUCUCGGUUUAAAACCAUGCUGUGCUGUCUGCAAGACCAACUCUUCUUCCAUGUGGAAAAAAGGCAACCAGGGGGACAUUUUAUGUAACAACUGCGCGGUUAAAAGCACAACCAGCGGAAGCUCCGGAGGAUCUACUUCCUCCGCCAUCCAUCAGAAUAACGGCGGAGGGAAACAGUCCAAACAAGAAAUCCACAGACGCUCCGCUCGGUUACGGAGCACCAAGUACAAAGCUCCGGCCUCUGAGAAGAAAGUCUCGACCAAAGGAAAGGGUAGACGACACGUUUUCAAAUUGAAAAAUCCUAUCAAAGCACCAGAGUCCGUGUCAACGAUCGUCACAUCAGAGUCCAUGUUUUACAAGGGCGUCUAUUAUCAAACCGGAGAUGUCAUUAAAGUAACAGACGAGGACGACGGUAAGCCGUAUUACGCACAGAUUCGUGGUUUCGUCCAGGACCAGUACUGUGAGAAAAGCGCGGCGUUAACUUGGCUGAUCCCGACUCAGGCCAGUCCUCGAGAUCGGUUUGAUCCUGGCACAUACAUUGUUGGCCCUGAGGAGGACUUGCCAAGAAAAAUGGAGUACCUGGAGUUUGUGUGUCACGCCCCGUCAGAGUAUUUCAAAUCCAGAAGCUGCCCUUUCCCAACAUUACCGGUUCGUCCAGAAAAAGGCUACAUCUGGACUCAUAUAGGACCGACACCUGCUGUUGCCAUCAAAGAAACCAUAGGGUGACGUCAACCCUUAAACUCAGACUGAACUGAACUGCUUUUAUUUACGUGAACUUUCAGUACACCUUCAGAUACUGAACCGUCAUGCUCGGAUGAUUAUGUGUGGUAUUGCCCUCUGAAGAGUACAUUUCAUAGUAUUUUUCAAAGCAAAACAGGUGUGCAAAUUGAAACUUUAUGUACAAAGUUAAUUUGUAACGCAUCAUGCAUACUUUUCAGGCGUGUAUAAAGCCAUACCAUGCCGUUUACGUGUACUGUCCUCUGUGCAUCUCUCACAUGUGUUUUCUGAGCGUUCAGUGGCAGCAGCUCUCAAUAACACACUCCUGUUCAGGUGAGCCGAGUCUGAAAGAUUAGCCUGAAACAGAUUCCAACUCUUGCAUUAGAUUUUAGCCAGACGUUGAUGUGAGCAAAAAUGUGACCCUGGAGCACAAAACCAGCCAUAAGGGUCAAU